This is a messenger RNA of Vigna radiata var. radiata (mung bean), 819 nucleotides long. RefSeq names its product signal peptidase complex catalytic subunit SEC11C. The transcript is spliced from 8 exons. Gene Ontology annotation, molecular function: serine-type endopeptidase activity. Gene Ontology annotation, cellular component: membrane; signal peptidase complex. The record is from RefSeq and is a predicted model, not a curated record. The coding region runs from base 134 to 676 and encodes 180 amino acids. Lineage: Eukaryota; Viridiplantae; Streptophyta; Magnoliopsida; Fabales; Fabaceae.
GCAUAGACAUUGGGGAAACCACGUAUAUGUGUUUGAAUUGGAAUUGCGGUGCGUUCAGAGCUAUGAAAGCAAAGUCAAUGCUUAAAAAUGGUGAAUUUAAGUUUCCACAUGCAAGAGCGAAGCGUAUAACAGAAUGGGUUGGGUCACAGACACCGUUCACUCUUUCAAUUCGAUUCAACUCAGAGAAGUAUUCAACCAGAUCAUCGCUCUCGGUUUGAUUGUAUCAUCGGCGCUCGUCAUAUGGAAAGGGCUAAGCUGUGUUACCGGCAGCGAAUCGCCCGUCGUCGUUGUUAUUUCCGGAAGCAUGGAACCUGGUUUCCAACGAGGUGACAUUCUGUUUUUGCACAUGAGCAAGGAUCCCAUUCGUGCCGGAGACAUUGUGGUUUACAAUAUAGAUGGAAAAGACAUUCCAAUUGUUCACCGUGUAAUUGAGGUUCAUGAACGUAAAAAUUCUGAAGAAACUUAUAUCCUAACAAAAGGAGACAACAAUGAUGACGAUGACAGGGUUAUGUAUAAUUAUGGCCAGAAGUGGUUACAAAAACACCAUAUUAUAGGAAGAGCCGUAGGGUUCUUGCCUUAUGUUGGUUGGGCUACAAUAAUAAUGUCUGAUUUUCCUGUUCUCAAGUAUAUACUGCUAGGGACAUUGGGACUGCUAGUUUUAACAAUGAAGGAAUAAGGAUGCAAUUCUUGAUACAUGGCUUAAAUGGACAGAGAUAUUUUUUUAAGGACGAAGAGUGUAACAGAGUAUAACAUAAAUUAUAUAAGAAUAUCAUAAUCAUUUUUCUUUUUCAAAUAUAUACAUACCUCAAAGUUACAUAA